Bradysia coprophila is the source of this 2264-nucleotide messenger RNA. Its product is annotated as protein disulfide-isomerase A5. Gene Ontology annotation, molecular function: protein disulfide isomerase activity. Gene Ontology annotation, biological process: protein folding. The record is from RefSeq and is a predicted model, not a curated record. NCBI's taxonomy places the organism in Eukaryota, Metazoa, Arthropoda, Insecta, Diptera, Sciaridae. Gene Ontology annotation, cellular component: endoplasmic reticulum.
CAACGAUGCCAACGUCAACUAAUGUGUCAAACAAUUUUACGAAAACGAAGUCAACACAUACCGGUUCUUUUUAUUAUUAAAUCGUGUAAAAAUUGUCUGAUUAUCGUCAAAUUUAUUGGAUUGCGCCAUCAUUCUCUACAUGAUAAAAUAGACAAUGAAAUUUCAUAUCUUCUUAUUAUUUCUGUUUUAUUGCCAAUCGAUGGCCAAAACAAAUUCCAAGAGUUCCGUCAUCGACGAUGUUUAUGACAUCAAGGAACUGAAGAAAAUAUUCCGAACCAAAAACAAUGUCUUAGUGUUAUACGUGACCAGUAACAAAGAAACGCAACCGACAACGAAAAUAUUUCGCGAGGCUGCGGAAGUCAUAAAAGGUCAGGGUUCAAUGAUCCUGAUAGACUGCUCCCACAGCGAAGCAAAGAAAUUAUGCAAGAAAAUGAAAGUUACGCCUACACCAAUCGCUCUGAAGCAUUACAAAGACGGUGAUCUUCAUAAAGACUAUGACCGUCAGGUGACCGUUACUAGUAUCGUCAAUUUUAUGAGAGAUCCUGGUGGUGAUCUGCCAUGGGAAGAAGACCCAAUCGGGAUCGAUGUUUACCACAUCCAAGAUGCGACGGCUCUAGGAAAAUAUUUGAAAAGGGAAACGAGACCGGUGAUGGUUAUGUUCUACGCUCCGUGGUGUGGAUACUGCAAGCAAUUGAAGCCAGAUUACUCCGCGGCUGCCACUGAACUUAAGCCCAGUGGAUAUAUUCUAGCUGCAAUUGAUGUGAACAGACCAGAAAAUAGCGUAAUUCGAAAACAGUAUAACAUUACUGGUUUUCCAACCAUUUUGUACUAUGAGAAUACUCAAUUCAAACACGUCUAUGAAGGUGAUAACAACAAGGCGGCUAUCGUUGCUUUCAUGAAAAAUCCAACUGUGCCACCACUUAUCAAGCCAAAAGAAGCAGACUGGGCGUCUGAAACUACAUCGGAAAUCGUACAUCUUACAUCAACGAGCUUCGAACCAGCACUAAUUGACGAAAAGUCCGUGUUGGUCAUGUUCUACGCUCCAUGGUGCGGUCAUUGCAAGCGAAUGAAACCUGAAUAUGAAAAGGCUGCGCAAGUAAUGAAAGAAAUGAAGAUACCUGGAGUACUGGCUGCAUUAGAUGCUACAAAGGAAGCCGAAAUCGGUUCACGCUUUAAUGUAAAAGGAUAUCCAACUGUAAAGUACUUUGUGAAUGGGGAAUUCAAAUUUGAUGUUAACGUACGGGAUGCAGAUAAAAUCGUGGAAUUUAUGAAAAACCCUUCCGAACCGCCACCGCCACCUCCACCAGAGAAACAAUGGAAAGAAGAACAGUCGAAUGUAGUGCACUUGGACGAUGUUAAUUUUAAAACGUUUUUGAAAAAGAAGAAACAUGUUCUUGUUAUGUUUUACGCCCCAUGGUGUGGUCACUGUAAGAAAGCGAAACCAGAAUUUGUAACAGCCGCGGAGUACUUUAAAGACGAUAUACGUGUCGAACUUGCAGCCGUCGAUUGUACAGAAUUUCCUACCAUUUGUUCAUCGUAUUCCGUUCGAGGCUACCCAACAAUUAUAUAUUUCAACUAUCUGAAAUCGACAAAAGAUUACCAGGGCGGUCGAACGUCAUCCGAUUUUAUAAAGUUCCUCUCCGAUCCUGAUGCUCCCGAAGAAAUUCCAGCUGCCCAACCAUUCGGUACUUACGCUGGUUCUGAACAUGUUUUAAUGUUAUCAGAUGGUGACUUUGAUCUUAAAAUUAAAGCUUACAAACGGGCUUUAGUUAUGUUUUACGCACCCUGGUGCGGACAUUGUACAAAGAUGAAAGCUGAUCUAUCACUUGCCGCCGAACGCUUGGCAAAGGAAAAUGAUGGUGCUGUGAUAGCUGCGGUCGAUGCAACCAUUCAUCGAAAAUUAAGCAAACAAUUUGACAUAGCCGGAUUUCCAACGAUCAAGUACUUUGAGAACGGCAAAUUCAAGACCGACUAUAACGGUAAACGAAUCUCUGAAGAACUUUAUGAUUUUGUGAAAGGUGGCGGAAUAACGAAGGAUGAACUGUAAAUCCAAAAGACUGAUGUACUCGCGUAGUCGUCAGCUGUUUUUAUACUCGUCAAGUUAGUUAAAACAAUGUGAGUGAGAUGAAGAAGUGAAAUUUUUCCCAUUGAAAAAUUCUAACAAAAAAGCAGAGCAUCAAGUAUUUUAACGUUAACUAAUUGCAUAUAUUUUGUACCGAAUCUUUUUAAUAAAAAUUUUUAUAUUCCACUGAUUUAAAAAAAAA